GCAUGUUAUCCAUUCCAGAGUCCUGUUGCUGCUGCCUGUGGUGUGGUGACUCCCAGUCUCCCACUCCUCCCCUCCGCCACCAUGUAUUAUCCCCACCUCGCCGUCUCCGUCUCCAUGGCGGCGGCGGCUGCCCACCCCUUCCUCCGCCGCCCCUCCUCCUCGGUGCCAUCCCUUCUCCACUCCACGCCGACGUCAUGGAGGUCGAGGAGGAGGGCCAUCGCCGCCGUCUCCGUCCAAGGCGACGACGACGGCUUCUUCACCGUCGACUUGGACCCGGACGACUACGCCGCUGAAUCCGAGUCCGACGACGACUCUCCGUGGGAGGGCGCGCUCGUCUACCGUCGUGACGCCGCCGUCCACCACCUGGAGCAUGCCACCACUCUGGAGCGCCUCGGCCUCGGCGACCUCUCCUCCAACGACUCCCGCGCGCGUGCCGCCGCCAUGGGGCUGGGGGCACCGGACCAGCCUCAGACCCCCGUCCUCGUCUCCCUCGACGUCACCCGCCGCCGCGCCCGCCUGCGCCUCGACGGCAUCGUGCGCACCGUCAUCACCCUCGGCUGCUUCAGGUGUGCUGAGCCAGCACCUCAAGGUAUAUUUGCCAAUUUUUCCCUCUUAUUGACAGAGGACCCAGUAGAGGAACCUGACGUAGUUGACCUCGGCACGAUAUAUGAAGAAGACACUGCUAGCGGUGCUGGCACCCUGGGUGAAGACGACCAAGAUGUCGACUGGGAUGACCGCCUGCACUUCCCAGCGGGUGACAAGGAAAUUGACAUCUCCAAAAACAUCCGGGACAUCAUUCACCUGGAGAUCACCAUGGAUGCAGUCUGCAGCCCUAGUUGCAAAGGCCUGUGCCUUGCCUGCGGCGAAAACCUCAACACCAGCAGCUGCAGCUGCAGCAAAGAGAAGCCACGGGAGCCCAAGAACGUGAAAGGUCCAGGACCUCUCAAAGAGUUGUUGAAACCGAUCCAGAAAAGAUGAUGAUGCAAACACCACAUCUUAUUGUAGGUAGUAAUGAGUUUGUAGAACUAGCAGCCUGCGUUGUUGUAUGCAGGACAGCAGCAGUGCCCAGUUACUACAUACCUUUAAAAUUUUUAAGGGAAUUGUGUCAAGUUCAGCUCCUA
Molecule: messenger RNA, 1121 nt
Organism: Setaria italica (foxtail millet)
Lineage: Eukaryota; Viridiplantae; Streptophyta; Magnoliopsida; Poales; Poaceae
Product: large ribosomal RNA subunit accumulation protein YCED homolog 1, chloroplastic
Exons: 2
Coding region: 82-978 (298 amino acids)
Source: RefSeq, a predicted model, not a curated record